AUGGCAUUCAGCUCUACCGUUUUGACAUUCAUUCGACCUUCACUGAAGCUGCAAGCGAAUGGCAACCUAUUUUGUCCCUUUUGUGUCCGCACAGCACAGCACUGGCUCGUGCCCCUUGCCGCAGUCCUCGGCUGCGCCACAUUGCCCCUCGUCGCGGAGGCCGUCGGACCCUACGUGCCAACCUGGGACUCGCUGGACAGUCGACCCUUGCCAGCGUGGUUUGACCAAGCCAAAGUGGGCCUGUUCCUUCACUGGGGCGUCUUCUCGGUGCCCAGUUACACGUCAGAGUGGUUCUGGUGGUACUGGCAGGGCUGGGAUGAACCGCGGAACCCAAACCCUGCCAAGUUCAUGGCCAAAAACUACCCCCCAGGCUUCACCUACCCGGAUUUCGCCAAAGAUUUCACGUGCGAAUUCUUCGACCCGGACGAGUGGGCACGCAUCUUCCAAGAAUCGGGCGCGCGGUACGUUGUUCUCACCACAAAGCAUCACGAAGGAUUCACUCUGUGGCCGUCGAACGUGAGCUUCAGCUGGAAUGCAAAGGACGUUGGGCCGAAGAGAGACUUAGUAGGUGAACUGGCCAACGCGGUUCGAUCUAAGACCGGCCUUGUGUUCGGCGUUUACCAUUCUCUGUUCGAAUGGUUCAAUCCCUUGUUUCUCCAGGACAAGAGAAACAAUUUUACCACCAGCUAUUUUUCGGAGGGCAAAACGCUCGUCGAGCUGCGCGAGUUGGUGGAGCGAUACAAGCCCGAGAUCAUCUGGUCGGACGGUGACCCUGCUCCGGCAGAAUACUGGAAGAGCCGGGAGUUUCUGGCCUGGCUGUACAACGACAGCCCCGUCCGAGACACCGUGGUCACCAACGACCGCUGGUGCAAUGGCUGCAGCUGCAAGCACGGUGGAUACUUCACGUGCUACGAUCGUUACGAUCCAGGAGUGCUGCAGCCGCGCAAGUGGGAGAACUGCAUGACCCUGGACCGCCAGUCCUGGGGAUACAGACGAGACGCCACACUGGCCGACGUGCUUUCCAUACAGGAGCUCAUCGAAACACUCGUCCAGUCAAUCAGUUGCGGGGGCAACAUCCUCAUCAACGUGGGGCCCACUCGAGACGGCAGACUGGAGCUCAUCUAUCAGGAAAGACUGCAGCAGCUGGGCCGCUGGCUCAAGGUGAACGGCGAAGGUGUAUACGGGUCGGCGGCAUGGACUUGCCAGAACGAUACUGCCACUGGAAAGGUCUGGUAUACGCAAGGCGUGACUAAAGACGGUGAAAAGGCGGUGUACGUAUUCAUCUUGGAGUGGCCAUCGCAAAGCGUUCUCCACUUGGCCUCGUUGCGGCUGGGUGCCGGAUCACGGGUUGUCCUACUGGGCGCCGAAGAAGAGCCCGUAACCGUAGUGGAACAGUCGACUCUUCGUCUGACACUGGCUCUGCCAAAUCUCACCAUGGACCGGUUGCCCACACCCUGGGCCUGGGUUCUCAGGGUCACGGGACCAGCCACCGGAUACUGCCCCACGAGGCUCUCCGUUAAUUCUAUUCUGUGAGAACAGGACACAAUGCCAAAUAAGAGCGCCUCGAUACGUUGAACAUUUGUUU
Messenger RNA from Rhipicephalus sanguineus (brown dog tick), 1585 nucleotides. Its product is annotated as alpha-L-fucosidase. Gene Ontology annotation, molecular function: alpha-L-fucosidase activity. Gene Ontology annotation, cellular component: lysosome. The transcript has 9 exons. The record is from RefSeq and is a predicted model, not a curated record. NCBI's taxonomy places the organism in Eukaryota, Metazoa, Arthropoda, Arachnida, Ixodida, Ixodidae. The coding region runs from base 1 to 1533 and encodes 510 amino acids. Gene Ontology annotation, biological process: glycoside catabolic process; fucose metabolic process.